AUGGCAUCCAACAGCGAUGCGCAUGCAUCCGCACGCAUCAGCUUCUAUACCCACUCCUUUACCAUCUUUUCGUCGCUGCAAAGUAUCGCAGCAGCUCAGGCAAGCCAGUCGAAGCCGGCUGAUGCCGCGUGGUUGGCGGCGGGCCCUUCGGUGCAGACGAUGCAGUACUAUCACCGGAUCGGAACCCUGUACUGCGAGGCUAUCCAGUCGUAUAUGCGUGCGCUCGAGUCUCCUCAGUCGGAAGAGACAGAGUACGAGCGCCACGUCCAGGAACUACACAUGGUCUUUCAUCUCGCGCAGGUGCUCUAUUUUCCCGAGGAUGGCAGCGGUAUGGGGGUUGUCGGCGAAGAGCUGCUGCACUGGCUCAAUGCGCACGACGUAGCUCCUACUACUGAGCAGGGUCAAGCCAUCGCGCAGACACUCCCGCCCCAUGCCCACCCUGACUAUUGGGAUUACAUAUUUCGCUGCGUUCUGCGUGGCUUUUACGGGACAGCGGCUACUGUUCUGCAAUCCUACGUUGAGAAUCCCUUGUCGCCAACUUUGCAGAGUAUCGCGCGCGAAACGGUACAAAUGCUCAAGAGUCUCCCGCGCUCAACGGCACAUGCGACGGAGCAGUCCUUCUUCUCGUCUCACCGUCAUUGGCUUACAUCCGUGCGCGUAUUUCUCAGUGGCUUUCAGCGACUCAUGGAUCAAGUCGAGACCGAGCUGAAGGGCCAAGUGCCCUCUCCCACCGAUAUGCGCCUGGAGCUAGAGGCACAGUUCCACUGCCUUUUAGAACUGUUUUGUGGUGUGAAGGAGCGCGUGCUCGAAUUCUCGGAGGACUGGAAGGAAGCCCUGUGUGCAUGGGGUACGCUCGUGCAGCCGGCAAUGCGGCGUGAUGACCUCCCAGAGGUCCUACAAAUUAUCACCGAUUCCCUACCGGUCGACGGCACACUGCAGCGUGAAAGCAUUUUGUCAGCUCUGCUGCGUGGCGAUCUGGUCCAAAGUAUUAAGAUAUGCCAGUCUUUCGAUGAAUGGCUCGCGACUCAUCUUGGCGACUACUGCGACAAGGCUCAAUUGUUGGAGGGCACCGAAGUCGAUACUGAGGAAGCAGUGCCGCUGAUGGAGCAGAUCCUGCGCACGUGGGCCGAUACGCUGCUGAGGGAAGAACGUCUCUGGCGCAUGGCCGUGUCGUAUCUGAAUGUCAUUGACUCGCCAGCGGCUCGUGCACAGAUGCGCACCAUCCUUUUCGAAGUGCCGCUGCUAGAUACUCCCAUAACGGGGGAAAUGUCGGAGGCGGAUGCUCAAUUUGAAAAAGUGGAAGAAGUGCUGAAUGCAUGCAUUGAGUAUGGCAUGGAUGAUGAGGUCCGCCUCAUCUGUCGUCGACUGGGACAUGAUCUAAUGGAGCGCCAGAAAUAUGGCCUCGCAAUUGCCUACAGUGUGCGAGCGCGCGAUGCGCGGCAGGUCCGUGCCAUUGCUGAUCGCAUGCUCCAUGACUAUGUCGUGAUGGGGCCAGACCACUUUGUCGCCAGUGUGAAUACGGUGCCGCGCGUCCUGAUUGAUGAUGCAGCUGCCUUGUCCUCCGAUCAAACAGACGGGAAUGUUUUUUCGGCGAUGGUACCUUCGGCGAACAUCUUUUCCCAACAAACAUUUGCUCCGCUGGUGUUCCAUUUCAAGUACCGUGACUUCCAUGAGUCUUUCCGUCAGCCGGAAACUUGGCGCGACGCGGCUCAGAUCCUUGUCGAGUUGCUUAUGAGCGAUGUUACACCCGAAUCUUUUCUGAGUGUGCUGCUUGUCGACGCUUUGCCUUUUCUGGAGUCACCCACACUUUAUUUCACUGUAUCGGAAACCUAUGAGCUUCUGCGGAUUACAGAAAAAGUGGCGUCGGUGGCGGAAACCAACGAGAGCACUGAAGCGGCCGACUUUUAUUUCCACUGGCUCGAGCAAUUGCUCACUCAUAAAGAAGGCAAAGACAGUCCAAGCGUCUCUGGCCAGCGCAAACUAGCGCAGGAACGCAUGUCGGUCGUGCGCCUGGCCCUGUCUCAAUACCUUUCACGUAUCUUAGUCGAACACCAAAUUCCCUAG
Molecule: messenger RNA, 2064 nt
Organism: Malassezia sympodialis ATCC 42132
Lineage: Eukaryota; Fungi; Basidiomycota; Malasseziomycetes; Malasseziales; Malasseziaceae
Biological process (GO): mRNA export from nucleus; protein import into nucleus; positive regulation of DNA-templated transcription
Cellular component (GO): nuclear pore outer ring
Molecular function (GO): structural constituent of nuclear pore
Source: RefSeq, a predicted model, not a curated record